Marasmius oreades (fairy-ring Marasmius) is the source of this 390-nucleotide messenger RNA. RefSeq lists its product as uncharacterized. Lineage: Eukaryota; Fungi; Basidiomycota; Agaricomycetes; Agaricales; Marasmiaceae. The record is from RefSeq and is a predicted model, not a curated record. The transcript is spliced from 4 exons. Gene Ontology annotation, biological process: late endosome to vacuole transport via multivesicular body sorting pathway. Gene Ontology annotation, cellular component: endosome; Vps55/Vps68 complex. The coding region runs from base 1 to 390 and encodes 129 amino acids.
AUGGCUGCAGGCCUCAAAACUGUUAUCCUGUUGUCCUUUGUGCUCGCCGUUGGUUUCCUACUCAUCAUUCUCUCUUGUGCGCUCUGGCAAAAUUGGUUACCCCUACUAGUUGCAUUGACCUUCGUUAUUGCACCACUGCCUAACGCGUUGUUUUCUCAUUGUGGUUCCGACGAUUUCUCCGGUGCAUACGAAUCAGCUGGACCGAUUGAUAUUGGACGCUUCCUCACUUCCGUCAUUGUUGUGAGUGGUUUUGCGUUUCCGGUUGUUCUGGCGCACUCGGGGGUGAUUGAUAAGACGGCCUGCGCAAUGUCUAUCGUCGGUGGAGGUUUGGUUUAUGGAACCAUUAUAGCUUACUCCGCAGCCUUCAAACAAGAAGAAGAGUACGAGUAA